UCAUAGUCAGAACCAUCGUAUACCAUGAUGAAGUCUCUCUUUUUUCUGACUUUUGCUUCAAUUGUGUUCGUGGUCGAUGCGGCCACCAAAGUCGCAGUUAUUGAGCUCGGAAAAGGUGGAACUGUCCGCCGCACCACCGCCAAAAGCAUCGAGUCUUCGGUCGAUGGCGUGGCUUCGUUCUGGAAUGCCCUGCACGGAUCGGGUCGCCGUCGUCUACAACAUCCGGGAAUGACUGUUGUUCCGGAUUUGUUUCGCAAAGCUGACUCCAGUGUUGUGAUAGGAGUGUCUGGAAGCGGUGUUGACCUUAGCACAAUGCCUUUGGUCGCUGGGCUUGUUUCCGAUGAAUCCAAGAACGGCGUUGUAGGACACAUGGAGAUCUCUGGCCACCACUGCCACGCACUUUUGUCCCAUCUCGAUCAAUUGGAAGAAGCUGAAUCCCUGAGCAUCGAUCUACUCGAGAAGCAUGCCAAAAUAUCGGGUAUAUCGGGAAUGAAAAUUGUUGUGGAUACGCCAAGAGCUAGUGCGUUGGAUCAACAGAUUAGCGUUGCUCUUUUGGAAAUGGACGAGCAAGCCAAAGCUAGUGGACAGACUAUCGUAGUUAAUCUUGUUGUUGAAGAGAGCGAAGAUACUGGCGCUUCCAGUCACCGUCGCCUGGAAGGUGGUGGAGAAGAAGAAGGUCAAGAAGGUGGAGAGCAAGGCGGUGGCGAAGGAGGAGCCGACAACGCGAACGGAGAUGGAAGUUCUGGGCAGUUCGCUGGCUACUACGGUUAUGGUUACUACAAUGCAUACGGCGAAUGGGUCACGCCUUACAAAACCAUGUUUCAAAUUCAGUACUUCAACGUUGUGCUGUGGACAUCGGUAGGUCUGACCCUUAUUCUGUUCUCGAGUAUCUUCAUGAUGAUGUAUAUGCCACUUGAACCAGAUACGCUCUUGUUUGGAGAAUCUGCGAAGCUUAUGGAGGACUGA
This is a messenger RNA of Phaeodactylum tricornutum CCAP 1055/1, 966 nucleotides long. RefSeq lists its product with no specific name. The transcript has a single exon. Lineage: Eukaryota; Bacillariophyta; Bacillariophyceae; Surirellales; Neidiaceae. The record is from RefSeq and is a predicted model, not a curated record. The coding region runs from base 25 to 966 and encodes 313 amino acids.